AGGCUGGGCUCUCUCUGUGCCUGGGUAGAGCCAAGGAGGGAGUGACUUCACCAGGCUGAGGGAAUAAGGUGAGAGAGUGGUGACAGAGUGACAUUACUGUGCCAAGAAGCUUGCAGCUGGCAGCAUUGUGUCACCAUGCAGAGAUCCCCACUGGAGAAAGCCAGCAUUUUUUCACAGAUUUUCUUUAGCUGGACUAAGCCAAUUUUGUGGAAAGGCUAUAGGCAACGUCUGGAAUUAUCAGACAUUUACCAGAUUCACCCAGGGGACUCUGCAGAUAACCUUUCAGAAAGGCUAGAAAGAGAAUGGGACAGGGAGGUGGCAACAUCGAAGAAAAACCCCAAAUUAAUUAAUGCACUGAAACGAUGUUUUUUCUGGAAAUUUCUCUUCUAUGGUAUCUUAUUAUACCUGGGGGAAGUAACUAAAGCUGUUCAACCUCUUCUUCUUGGAAGAAUCAUUGCCUCUUAUGACCGUGACAAUGAGCAUGAACGAUCGAUUGCUUAUUACCUGGCAAUUGGUCUAUGUCUACUCUUCGUAGUCAGGAUGCUUCUUUUACAUCCUGCCAUUUUUGGCCUACACCAUAUCGGAAUGCAAAUGAGAAUAGCAAUGUUUAGUCUAAUUUACAAAAAGACUUUAAAACUUUCAAGCAAAGUUCUCGAUAAAAUUAGCACUGGACAACUUGUGAGUCUUCUAUCAAAUAACCUCAAUAAAUUUGAUGAGGGACUCGCUCUGGCUCAUUUUGUUUGGAUUGCACCUUUGCAAGUACUGCUGUUGAUGGGACUGCUAUGGGACUUACUCCAGGCCUCAGCAUUUUGUGGGCUUGGCUUUCUUAUCAUCCUUGCAUUGUUCCAAGCAUGGCUUGGUCGUAUGAUGAUGAAAUAUAGGGAUAAGAGGGCAGGGAAGAUCAAUGAACGACUUGUGAUAACAUCUGAAAUCAUAGAGAACAUCCAGUCUGUAAAGGCCUACUGUUGGGAGAAUGCGAUGGAAAAAAUAAUUGAAACCAUAAGAGAGACUGAACUGAAGCUUACUCGAAAAGCUGCAUAUGUGCGAUACUUCAACAGCUCAGCCUUCUUCUUCUCUGGAUUUUUUGUGGUGUUUCUUUCUAUUGUACCUCAUCUGUUACUCGAUGGCAUUUCACUCCGAAAAAUAUUUACUACCAUUUCAUUUAGCAUAGUCCUGCGAAUGGCAGUAACUAGGCAGUUUCCCUGGGCUGUACAGACAUGGUAUGACUCUCUUGGAGUGAUAAAUAAAAUACAGGAAUUCUUACAAAAGGAAGAAUAUAAAUCAUUGGAAUAUAAUUUGACAACCACAGAAGUUGCCAUGGAAAAUGUUUCGGCAUCAUGGGAUGAGGGGAUUGGAGAAUUCUUUGAAAAAGCAAAGCUAGAAGUAAAUGGAGGGAAUAUUUCUAAUGAGGAUCCAAGUGCAUUCUUCAGUAACUUUUCCCUGCAUGUUGCUCCAGUCCUCAGAAACAUUAAUUUUAAGAUUGAAAAAGGACAGCUUUUAGCAAUUGCUGGAUCUACAGGGGCUGGAAAGACUUCCCUAUUGAUGAUGAUCAUGGGAGAACUGGAGCCAUCAGCUGGUAAAAUAAAGCAUAGUGGAAGGAUAUCAUUUUCUCCUCAAGUAUCUUGGAUCAUGCCAGGGACCAUCAAAGAGAAUAUAGUGUUUGGCGUUUCCUAUGACCAAUACAGAUACCUGAGUGUUAUAAAAGCCUGUCAGCUGGAAGAGGACAUCUCAAAAUUCCCAGAAAAAGAUAAUACUGUGCUAGGGGAAGGGGGAAUAACAUUAAGUGGAGGACAGCGUGCAAGGAUUUCACUUGCAAGAGCUGUGUACAAAGAUGCUGACCUCUACUUGCUGGAUUCUCCAUUCAGUUAUUUAGACUUGUUUACAGAAAAAGAAAUAUUUGAAAGUUGUGUUUGCAAGCUAAUGGCCAAUAAAACAAGGAUUUUAGUUACAUCUAAAGUCGAACAGCUUAAAAAAGCUGACAAAGUGCUUAUUUUGCACGAAGGAAGCUGUUAUUUCUAUGGAACAUUUUCUGAACUUCAAGAUCAGCGUCCUGAAUUCAGCUCUCAUCUGAUUGGAUUUGAUCACUUCAAUGCAGAAAGAAGAAACUCUAUAAUAACUGAAACCCUGAGACGAUGCUCCAUUGAUAGUGAUCCAACAGGGGUUAGAAAUGAAGUAAAAAAUAAGUCAUUUAAGCAGGUUGCGGAUUUCAGUGAAAAAAGAAAGAACUCUAUUAUUAAUCCUCGAAAAUCAAGCAGAAAAUUUUCUGUCAUGCAGAAAAGUCAGCCACAGAUGAGUGGAAUAGAAGAGGAAGAUGUGCCGGCAGUGCAAGGAGAACGAAAACUCUCCUUAGUUCCUGAAUCCGAACAAGGAGAAGCCAGCUUGCCAAGAAGCAACAUUUUUAAUACAGGUCCUACAUUUCAAGGCCGCAGGAGACAGUCUGUGUUAAAUCUAAUGACUCGCACCUCCAUUUCACAAGGUUCCAAUGCCUUUGCAACAAGAAAAACAUCUGUUCGUAAAAUGUCUGUAAGCUCUUAUUCCAACUCAUCAUUUGAAGUGGAUAUAUAUAAUAGACGACUUUCACAAGACAGUAUUUUAGAAGUUAGUGAAGAUAUUAAUGAAGAAGAUUUGAAGGAAUGUUUCCUGGAUGAUACAGACAGCCCAUCAACAACCACCACAUGGAACACGUAUCUAAGAUUUCUUACAGCUCACAAAAAUUUCAUUUUUAUUCUUGUAUUUUGCAUAGUGAUAUUUUUAGCUGAGGUAGUUGCUUCAUCAGCUGGGCUCUGGGUUCUUAAGAGUAAUGCUCCUGUUAGCAACACGACCAGUAAUGGGAAUGGAUCUGAAAUAUCGGACACCCUUUCUGUUAUUGUAACACACACUAGUUUUUACUAUGUGUUUUACAUUUACGUCGGAGUGGCUGACUCCUUACUGGCUCUGGGAAUAUUCAGAGGUUUGCCUCUGGUACACAGUCUUAUAUCAGUUUCCAAAGUGUUACACAAGAAAAUGUUGCAUGCUAUUCUACAUGCCCCAAUGUCAACCUUCAAUACAAUGAGAGCUGGUCGGAUACUUAACAGAUUUUCAAAGGAUACAGCUAUAUUGGAUGACAUUCUACCUCUGUCAAUAUUUGACUUAACUCAGCUUGUUCUUAUUGUGAUUGGAGCAAUAACAGUGGUUUCAUUACUUGAACCUUACAUUUUCCUGGCUACAGUUCCUGUAAUUGUUGCUUUUAUUCUCUUGAGAUCAUACUUUCUUCACACAUCUCAGCAACUUAAACAAUUAGAGUCUGAAGCCCGCAGUCCAAUUUUUGCUCACCUCAUAACAAGUUUAAAAGGUUUAUGGACAUUAAGAGCCUUUGGGAGACAGCCAUAUUUUGAAACCCUUUUUCACAAAGCACUGAAUUUACAUACUGCAAACUGGUUUCUCUAUCUCUCUACCCUACGCUGGUUCCAAAUGACAAUAGAAAUGAUUUUUGUGAUAUUCUUCAUCGCUGUUUCAUUCAUCUCCAUUGCAACUUCAGGUGCUGGGGAAGAAAAAGUUGGAAUUGUUUUAACAUUGGCAAUGAAUAUCAUGAACACAUUACAGUGGGCUGUAAACGCUAGCAUUGAUGUGGACAGCUUGAUGCGUUCUGUCAGCAGAAUUUUUCGGUUCAUUGAUCUUCCAGUAGAAGAGUUGAUAAAUGAAAAUAAAAACAAAGAGGAGCAACUUUCAGAGGUCCUGAUAUAUGAGAAUGAUUACAUCAAGAAAACUCAAGUCUGGCCAUCUGGAGGUCAGAUGACAGUGAAAAACCUUUCUGCAAAUUAUAUAGAUGGAGGAAACACUGUGUUAGAAAAUAUCUCCUUCUCAUUAAGCCCUGGACAAAGGGUUGGCUUAUUAGGCAGAACUGGUUCAGGCAAAAGCACCCUGUUGUCUGCCUUUUUGAGAUUAUUAUCAACCCAAGGAGACAUUCAGAUUGAUGGGGUAUCCUGGCAGACCAUUCCACUUCAGAAAUGGAGAAAGGCAUUUGGAGUGAUUCCACAGAAAGUAUUCAUAUUUUCUGGGUCCAUUCGAAAAAAUCUUGACCCCUAUGGAAAAUGGAGUGAUGAGGAACUCUUGAAAGUCACAGAAGAGGUUGGUUUAAAGUUGAUAAUUGAUCAGUUUCCAGGACAAUUGGAUUUUGUGCUUCUGGAUGGGGGUUGUGUUCUUAGCCACGGCCACAAGCAACUCGUAUGUUUGGCCAGGUCUGUUCUCAGCAAAGCCAAAAUCUUACUACUCGAUGAGCCUAGUGCACAUUUGGAUCCAAUAACCUUCCAAAUAAUUAGGAAAACACUGAAACAUGCAUUUGCAGAUUGCACAGUAAUUUUGUCAGAACACAGACUAGAGGCAAUGUUGGAAUGCCAGCGCUUUCUGGUGAUUGAAGACAAUACAGUACGACAGUAUGAUUCUAUUCAAAAGCUUAUGAAUGAGAAGAGUUUCUUCAAACAAGCCAUAAGUCAUUCUGAUCGCUUGAAACUAUUCCCAUUACAUCGUAGAAAUUCGAGCAAACGAAAAUCCAGACCCCAAAUUUCUGCCUUACAAGAAGAAACAGAAGAGGAGGUCCAGGAAACAAGACUCUAAUCAUGGAAUAUACAGCUUAAAAGACAUUUUAUGUUCUCAGUGUAACCAUUUCUCUUUGCCUAAUACAGCCAUACGGUCAUGUCAUUCAAUAGGUUGAGUUCAAAUCUGACCUUGCCUGAAGUGCAGUUGGUUAUCGACUAAUUUGCUCAGCUUUUACAUGAAAAAAAGGUUGAGACGUGGUAAAGAUUUUCUCUGUAUUCUCUGUAGGGUUCAUCUGUUACUUGCUAAUCCCAAAGGGUUUAGGAAUAUUUAUGUUAUUAUUAGAAAACUGGAAGUACUAUAGAAUUUAAACUAGAAAAAAAGAGGAGUGUAGAUUUUCUCUUGUUCUUUAUUCCUACUGAAAGAUAAGGUGGCUGAGGUAUAGGCCAUCAUAUGGAUAACGUAUCCUUCCUCUGUUCAUCUGUAGGUAUGCACAUGACCUAGCAUUUUGUUUGUUACACCUUGAUAUUUUAUUCCCAUACGUACUGGCUCCUUUCCCUGGGGAAUAAACAUUGCUGUAAUUAUAUACUGGUUUGGCUCCUCCCCCAACUACAUGAAUGCAGUAAUAGGCUGUUAUGGCCUGUAAUAAUGGUAUAAAUCAUGCUAAAAUAUUUACUUUUAGAGGUAUAAAAAACACAAUAAGGUAAAUCCCUUUGAUUUGAGUUUCUAAAUAAUUAACUAUCAUACAGCGAUCAAGUAUAUUAUUCAUUUAAAAGCUACAAUACAUUACUGUAUAGUCAGUUACCAUUGUUCUUUUCAAAUAGUAUGAGCUUGGUGUGUAAGCUAUACUACAGAGCUGAGAUAGAGUCUUUAUACUCAUGAUUGCUUAUAUGGAAUUUAUGGUCAUUAUAGUUAUUCUCCACAUUUUCGUGUGAUUUGCAACCCCCAGGUGUGCCUUAUAUAUUAAUCUACUUCUUGUAUCUUUAGCUAGCUAUUUGUUGUGCUGUAGUUCAACAACAUACAGAAAGCUGCACGUUAUUAUAUUAAUAUAUACUUAUGCAAUCAGUAUUUGGUAUUAAAGUAUUUGGACAAAACAGCAUCACCCGCAGCAAACAUAAUUGCACUUUUAUAAUACAGUGAAGCUAUCAUCGUUUUCUAUUUAUUUUUAACUUUAAAAAAUGAUUUGUAAAAAAAAAUAUAUAUAUAAUGAAGGACUGUAAACUUUUAUGUGUAAAAAUGAUGAACACGAUCAAUAUUAAAAUGGGGUUAUGAAAUAAAAGGCACUAAGUUUGCCCAGGAGCAGUAACCCAAAGCAACCAAUCAGCAGGUAGCAUUUACUGGUCAACUGUUGAAACGCAAUCAUCUUAUUGGUUGUUAUGGGUUACAGCACCUGGGCAAACUUAGUGCCUUUUAUUACAUAUAGGGGUUAAACUGCAUUGUACCAAAGCACAGGCCAGAACUGAUUCAAGCUGGCAAAUAGUUUAGAAUGAAAGGUGUAACCCUCUCAACGACUUUACUUAUUGCAAAAUAUCCAACCCGAGACCUGAACUUUUUAUUAUGUACAGGGGCAGCUAAAAAAUAUAUAUAUGUAUGAAAGUUUUUCAGAUUAGCUCAUUUUAAAUAACCCUCUUAGAAAAGAAUCAGUGGGCAGUCAGGAACUGGCCUAUAUAAAUGGAAUAUAUACCAUUAGAAUGAGUAGCAAGAACACAUUGGUGAAAAACAAGUGUCACCCAUUGGAGAGCACAUGGUUGGUAACAAACAAUUCCAACGCUUCCAAGACCAGGAAUAAUAUAUAAAAGAAGCUUUUUUGCAAAGUAAACAGUGGUAGGAAUAUUGGAAAAAGACUACCAGACUGUGGUAUUCACCCAAUAUACUAGAUGACUUGGCCUGUACAAUGACAAUGCAUUUACUAUUGCUAGGAAUUACCAAGUCCUCUUUAUCAGGACUGAUGAGUACACAUUGCAGUGGCUUUGUAUGUGAAUCUGAGCCAUGACAAGCACAAAGUCUCGACUUGUUUUCCAGUAAUGUGAUCCAUUUUAUAAAUCAGAUGUAACUUGAAAUCCAAUAAUCUAGAUUGAGGCAUGACUGCAACCAUACACUAUAUGGUGAAUGUAUGUAAAUGUAUGGGAUUUAUUCAUAAAACACAAAUCUGCCAUUAUAUGUCUGUUGGAUAGAUUUGUGGAUAUUGUCUCUGGAAUAGAAUAUUUAUUUCAUUUUGUAAGUUUAUUAAUAUAAUGUAUUUAAGUGAUUCAGUAAUGCACUAUUUGGAACACAGAAAUUUGCAUACCGGUAUAUAAAAGUAGUCAUGAUUUUUCCAAUAUAUUUUGAAUUAUUUGAACAGUAUUUAAUUUUCCAUCACUUUUUAUAACUACUUUUUCUACUUGUUAACACUAUCAUGAGAAUAAAAGAGCAUACACGUGAUUUUGUUCUUAGUGCUAGUGUCGAGCGAAACUGUCAGUUAAUAUUCUUGUGCCAUUUCAUGAAAAUCCAAUUAUGCUGAAACGUUUAGUCGGAACACUGCCUCCCAAAUACACUUCUUGGAAGUGUUUUGGGAACUUAAAAUCAAUGUACUAAAUUGUUAAAUAAAAUUGUUACAAUGCUCA
Xenopus laevis (African clawed frog) is the source of this 7115-nucleotide messenger RNA. RefSeq names its product cystic fibrosis transmembrane conductance regulator L homeolog (gene cftr.L). Bases 136 to 4593 code for a protein of 1485 amino acids. The transcript has 27 exons. Gene Ontology annotation, cellular component: plasma membrane; endoplasmic reticulum membrane; cytosol. Gene Ontology annotation, molecular function: ATPase-coupled transmembrane transporter activity; chloride channel activity; ATP hydrolysis activity. The record is from RefSeq and is a predicted model, not a curated record. Gene Ontology annotation, biological process: transmembrane transport; monoatomic ion transport; bicarbonate transport. NCBI's taxonomy places the organism in Eukaryota, Metazoa, Chordata, Amphibia, Anura, Pipidae.